AUGUCCAAGAUCGUUACCGUCAUCGGUGCCACCGGCAUUCAAGGAGGCUCGGUCAUCAGGGCGCUUGUAGACAGCCCAGAAUACUCGCUGAGAGCAGUCACACGCAACACUGAGAGUCAUGCUGCGAAGGAGCUUGCAGCUCGCGGCGUUGAGGUGGUUGGGGCUGACAUCAAUGACGUCGGGUCCCUCCGGGAGGCCUUUGCUGGCAGCCAAGCUGUCUUUGCUGCGACCAACUUCUUCGAGGCACUCCCAACACUCGGAAUUGAGAAGUCGAUGGAGAUGGAGACCCGUCUUGGCAGGAAUAUUGCAGACGCAGCGGCUGCGACCGAGUCUCUGGAGCACUACGUGUGGUCCACCCUUCCCAAUUCCCGCAAGAACACGGGCGGGAAAGUCGUGGUCCCCUAUUACGAAAGCAAGAACCGUGUUGACGACCAUAUCAAAGCUCAACACCCACAACUGCUGCGCAAGACCACUUUCCUCUGGCUUGGUUGGUACGCGAGCAACAUGGAUUACCCAUGGUACAGGCCGAGCGAAGUUCACACAGCCGGCGACGACAGGCUGUACGUCCAGCUGCUGAGCGUAUCGACAUCAGUAAAGAUCCCGGUUCUCGGUGAUGAGAAGGUGAACCCGGGCCUUUUCGUGCGAACCAUCCUCGACCGCCCAGACCUGACCCUCCCAGCCAAAGUUGUGGCGGGCAUGGACGAACAGCUGGCGCUCUCGGAGAUCGCGCGAGUCUACGGCGCUGCACAAGGUAUUAAUGUGCGAAGCGUGCAGAUCACCAAGGCGGACUACGAGAAGCUCUGGCCUGCCUGGGGAGAGCUGAUGGACGUGUCGCAUUCCUACAUGGAGGUCAUGGACGGCAAGGGCUUCACCAGCGUUGAUGAGGACGUCCUGUCUAAGGAGGAUCUCGGGGUGAAAGGCCUGAUUGGGACGGCGCAGGCAUUUGUAAAAAGCAAGACUGGAUGCCUCUGA
Molecule: messenger RNA, 972 nt
Organism: Diaporthe batatas
Lineage: Eukaryota; Fungi; Ascomycota; Sordariomycetes; Diaporthales; Diaporthaceae
Exons: 1
Coding region: 1-972 (323 amino acids)
Source: RefSeq, a predicted model, not a curated record